CCAAGUUUCAAACAUGAACAACUCCACUCAUCAUCAUCAACUAAUCACCUCUUAUUUGCUCUUAAUAAUCUUGGUUGUUGUUGCUCUUUCUUUUUCUGUUUCUUUCGGAGCAUUAUUGUCUUCCAUAAUCGAUGAUGAUCCAACACCGAAUUCCGCAGAUUUCAUAACCUGCCUCCAAUCCAACUCCAACAACGUCACCUCCAUUUCAGAACUCAUUUUCACCCCAUCAAAUGCUUCUUUCCUACCCAUUUGGGGAGCCAGAGUCAACAACCUUCGAUUCAAUCAUUCCGGCACUCCUAAACCCUCAAUCAUCGUCACUCCCAUCCACGAAACCCAGGUCCGUACGGUUCUUUUAUGCACAAAAGAACACGGAUACGAACUCAGAAUCAGGAGCGGGGGCCACGACUUCGAGGCCCUUUCGUCCACUGCUGACGUUCCUUUUGUGAUGCUUGAUCUCAACAGAAUGAGAGAUAUCGAUGUCGAUGUCGCAAACAGAACCGCAUUCAUCCAGACCGGUGCUGUCCUUGGUGAACUAUAUUAUGCUAUUACUAACAAGACCGAUACUCUGUAUUUUCCGGCUGGUCUUUGCCCGACAGUCGGUGUUACGGGCUUCUUGAGCGGUGGUGGCUAUGGAAACCUCCUCAGAAAGUACGGCACUGGUGCCGAUAAUGUAUUGGAUGUUCGGUUCAUGGAUGUGAAUGGAAAUAUACUUGACAGGAAGUCGAUGGGCGAAGAUUUGUUUUGGGCGAUUCGUGGUGGCGGUGCUUCCAGUUUCGGAAUUGUACUUAGUUGGAAACUGAGGUUGGUUGCGGUACCCGAAAUAGUUACUGUCUUUUUGGUUAAUAAAACUUUAGAAGAAGGCGGCUCGGAGAUCUUUUAUAAGUAUCAAACGGUUGUACCAAAUAUUGACCGGAAUUUGCAAAUAAGAGCUCAGAUUCGUAGUGAAAGUAUUGGCAAUAGUACGGACAGAAGGGUGCGGUUUCUUUUCGAUGGGGUUUAUUUAGGGACUACUGACACGUUGCUCCCGUUGCUGGAGAAGAAUUUCCCCGAGCUCAACGUGACGCGAGAAAUAUGCGAAGAAGGGAGAAUGGUCCAGUCGACGCUUUUAUUUGGAGGAUAUGCACGAAACACCUCAACCGAGCUUCUUGCAUCCCGAACGCCUGCGUUUCGGCUCAACAGCAAAAGCAAAUCAGACUAUGUACGGACGCCCAUUCCGAGAAGUGGGCUGAAACAGAUCUGGAAAAUGGUGAGCGAAAAUGACGGAUCGGAGUUAUUGAUCAUGUAUCCUUUUGGUGGAAGGAUGAAUGACUUGUCAGACACCGCGAUUCCGUACCCUCAUAGAGCCGGGGUGUUGUACCAGUUUCAUCAGCUGGUUAAUUUCAACAGUGAAACCUCAGACACAACACCAACAGCACUAAGACGUAUAAACUGGAUGAUACGGUUCCAUAACAAAAUAGAAAGGUAUGUGUCAAAGAACCCAAGGGAGGCGUAUUCGAACUACAAUGAUCUUGAUUUGGGUGUUGGAAGUGCUACUUAUGAGGAAGCAAGUGUUUGGGGCGAGAGGUACUGGAAGAGAAGCAACUUUAAGAAGUUGAUUCGUAUCAAAGCCAUAGUUGAUCCGGAGAAUUUCUUUAGACACCCACAAAGUAUCCCGGUCUUCUCAAGAUACCAAUCAGACAUGUGAUCUAGCUAAUUGAAGUGCAUUUGGUCAUUGUUUUCCUUUUUGUGCCUUUUUAGGAAAUUACUAGCUACUUAGUGCUGAUUACUAUGUAAGAACAUGAAAAAGCCUGUUUAAUUAAGAAGCAAUAAAUUACUAAUGAAUUUUCUUCUUUAA
Messenger RNA from Erigeron canadensis, 1834 nucleotides. Its product is annotated as berberine bridge enzyme-like 8. The record is from RefSeq and is a predicted model, not a curated record. NCBI's taxonomy places the organism in Eukaryota, Viridiplantae, Streptophyta, Magnoliopsida, Asterales, Asteraceae. Gene Ontology annotation, molecular function: FAD binding; oxidoreductase activity. The transcript has a single exon. The coding region runs from base 14 to 1684 and encodes 556 amino acids.